AUAUCCACGGUUGGGGACAGCCGGGCGCGCGAACUGUCAUGGCGGCGGCCGAAACGGGACUAGAGGGUGUCGGUGCCACUGCCGCCCCGAGGCCGGACGCUGGGACGCAGCGGGGAGAGCUCUUGCCACUUCUAGGGACGGCUCUGAGGCCGGGGGAGGCCUGGUUCCUGAUUGACAGCCGGUGGUUCAAGCAGUGGAAGAAAUAUGUGGGCUUUGAUAGUUGGGACCUGUACCACGUUGGAGAGCCUAAUCUCUUCCCGGGACCGAUUGAUAAUUCUGGGCUUUUCGCAGAUUCAGAAGCGCAAACCUUGAAAGAGCACCUAAUUGAUGAGUUGGACUAUGUGUUGGUUCCUACUGAAGCUUGGAAUAAAUUAAUAAACUGGUAUGGCUGUAUCGAGGGACAACAGCCAAUUGUCAGAAAAGUUGUGGAGUAUGGUCUGUUUGUGAAGCACUGCAAAGUAGAGGUUUAUCUUCUGGAGCUGAAACUGUGUCAGAACAGUGACCCUGCUAAUCUUGUGAGCUCUUAUUUCAGCAAAGCAGACACUGUUGCUGCCAUUGAAAAAGAAAUGAGAAAGCUGUUUAAUAUCCCAGCUGACAAGGAGAUUAGGCUAUGGAGCAGAUAUAUGAGUAAUACUUAUGAGCAGCUAAGCAAACUUGACAGCACUAUACAAGAUGCGGGACUCUAUCAGGGACAGGUAGUGUUAAUAGAAGUGAAGAAUGAAGAUGGUACAUGGCCCAGGCAGUCUUCUCUGGCAAAAUCUAGCACUGCAACUAGAAGUCUAACUACCUCUUCAAAAUCACCAGCAAGCUCUUGCUCCUCAGUAGUUGCCUCUUCAACCAUUACAAAUGGUGAUAGCAAUAACUCUUAUGGGUUGAACUGUUCCAGCCUUGGCAAAGGAGGCUCUAGCUUUUCUUGCAACUCCUUCAACAACCGGGAGAGCCCUCCUCAGACACAACCUGGUCUUUGUGGGCUCAGUAACCUUGGAAAUACAUGUUUCAUGAACUCUGCAUUACAGUGUUUGAGUAAUACCCCUCCACUGACUGACUAUUUCCUGGAAGAUAAAUAUGAAGCUGAAAUAAAUCAGGACAAUCCUCUUGGAAUGAGAGGAGAAAUUGCAGAAGCUUAUGCAGAGCUCAUCAAACAGAUGUGGUCCGGCAGGCACUCUCAUGUGGCUCCCCGCAUGUUCAAAACCCAGGUGGGCCGAUUUGCACCUCAGUUUUCGGGAUAUCAGCAACAAGAUUCCCAAGAACUUCUGGCUUUUCUUCUAGAUGGUUUACAUGAAGAUUUAAACAGAGUAAAGAAGAAACCUUAUUUGGAGUUGAAAGAUGCUAAUGGCAGGCCUGAUGUGGUGGUGGCAAAAGAAGCAUGGGAGAACCAUCAACUGCGUAAUGACUCGAUUAUCGUCGAUAUUUUUCAUGGUCUUUUCAAAUCCACAUUGGUUUGCCCAAAGUGUUCUAAAGUUUCUGUGACUUUUGAUCCCUUUUGCUAUUUAACCCUUCCAUUGCCCUUGAAGAAAGAUCGACCCAUGGAUGUAUUCUUAGUCUUUGCAGAUCCGCAGCGCAGACCUACCCAAUAUCGGGUAGUUGUGCCAAUGAUGGGGGCUGUGUCUGACCUGUGUGAUGCACUCUCAAAACUUUCCGGCAUCCCUGCAGAAAAUAUGAUGGUGACAGAUGUUUAUAAUCACAGAUUCCACAAAAUUUUCCAGAUGGAUGAAGGCUUAAGUCAUAUUAUGCCUAAAGACAACAUCUUUGUGUACGACGUUUGCAAACCAAAGGAGGACAGUGCUGAAUGCGUUACUCUUUCAGUUUACUUCAGAGAGAAGAAAGCCAGACAAUCUAACGCAACUCCAGGAACUAUUCUGUAUGGCCAGCCACUACUCCUGUCUAUACCCAAGCAGAAGCUCACCCUCGAUUAUUUGUAUAGUGUUAUUUUGGAGCGGAUUAGCCGGUAUGUAAAGCUUUCUUUGGUGGAAGAAUUUUCGGAUGUAUCUGCAAACCAUGAAACUUGUAAUGGUGCCAGUGGUGUUUCUGAAGGUGAAAUUGAAGAGAUGGAACAUCAAAAUGGAGAGGAAGAAAACAGGGAGAAAGUGUUGGAAACUGAUGCCUGCCAGUCAGAAGACUGCAUUCAGGAUGAGAUGGGAAAGGAAGACCUGCAACACAGGAAGCGUCUCUUCAGCUUCAGUCUUGUGAAUUCUUAUGGGACAUCAGAAAUAAAUUCCCUUACUACAGAGGGGAAAGUCCUCAAGUUGAGUUCCCAUGCCACUCUUGCUAUUGACUGGGAUUCUGGGACUCGCAAGUUGCUUUUUGAUGAACAGGAAGCACAGGCGUUUGAAAAACACAGCAGUAUGUUCCAGCCACAGAAGAAGAAAACUACUGUAGCUCUUAGAGACUGCAUUGAACUCUUCACUACAAUGGAAACACUUGGUGAACAUGAUCCCUGGUAUUGUCCUAAUUGCAAGAAGCAUCAGCAAGCCACCAAGAAGUUUGACCUUUGGUCACUUCCACGUAUUUUGGUGGUACAUUUAAAACGUUUCUCAUACAACAGAUACUGGAGAGAUAAACUCGACACUGUGGUUGACUUCCCCAUCAGGGAUUUGAACAUGUCUGAGUUUGUUUGUGACCCAGCAGCAAGCCCAUACAUUUAUGACCUCAUUGCUGUUUCUAAUCACUAUGGAGGCAUGGGUGUGGGACAUUAUACUGCAUAUGCAAAGAAUCAAUUAAAUGGCAAAUGGUACUACUUUGAUGACAGCAGUGUGUCUCCAGCAUCUGAAGAGCAAAUAGUAACAAAAGCAGCAUAUGUACUAUUCUACCAGCGGAGAGAUGGCGAGGCCAAGAGAGAUCCAUCUCCUUGCACAAGUGUUGAGCUGACACCUGAAGAGUGUGAUGGCAUGGAUACUAACUGAGCCUACCUGGCAGUGUUUGAAGCAAUCAUAUUGCUCAUUUGAAAAUGCAACUGAAGCAUCUGAGAACUGCUCCAUGUGUACAACUCAAAAUGGAAAGUCCAGUAUAGGAGUGCUCAGUGAGCAGUGACAAUAGCAUAGGGGAAGCAAUAAAAUUACAACUCUGAUUACAUUAUAAUUUAAAAGCUCUUGAAAUAAAUUUUACCUUCACCCUUCAAUAAAGUGUUACUGCAAGCCAAAACUGUAUGGAACCAGAUGUUAUGCUGUGUGGCUGGAACCGUGCAUGUUAAGGAACAGGUGCCUAAGCCACAUGGCAAGAAGACAUUCAAAACCUUGGCUGUAAAUAUACUUCAGCUGAGGAACCAUGUGUAUUGUGAAAGAUGCAUGGGCUGUGUGGUAUCAGGAGCACUGCAGAAGUGCCUGCUGAUAUUUUAGGCCCAUUUUCUCAACCCAUCUGGGAUACUAGAGUGCUGCUAAAACAGUUCUUGUAAAUACUGUUGUGGCUACAUUUAAUUCCCAAGAUCUGCUCACACCAAUCCUAUGGGUGUCUUGAACAUUCUUUAGCAGCCCAACCAAAUCUUUCUUAGUUGUGUUUAAAUGGUAAUUACCAUACUGCAGUGUGAAGGUUUUAUUCUGUUUCUUUCUCCUUGGGACUCACUAGGGAACUGAAACAUUUUAUCACAGGAAUUUUAGGGGAAUGAUCGCCAACUCUCUUCAUGCAAAGAUUUUUUUCAGCAACACCACUUAAGCUUUAAGGCCCUAUGUAUCAUCAAGUCUACACAGGAAUAGAUGUUCAGUGAUUUGUCUCCCAUUCUAGUAACAAGAGACUUGGGAGUAUCCAUGCGGCUGCCCCCUUCCAAUCCAUUAAGACACGUUUCCUUGUACAGAGAUGGCAGGAACUGUUCCUGGUCUCCUCAUUGCCAUUUGCCUCUUCUUUUCUAAGCCCCUGUGUAUUUGGAUAGACACUGCAAUUAUACCUCUCCAAAUAGUUUAUAAAACAAGAGCUUUGAAGGAGAAUGAACAUUUGUAGUUACUCUGCAGAAGCACACUUACAAAUAACUAUGGUACACUUGCCAUUUGAAGCCAGUCUCAGCAUCUCUGCAGGGAUGGUGUUACAUUUUAUGCUCUAAACCCUUUCCCAGCAUUAGAUUACCCUUCAACAGACUGGGAAAUGCUCUGUAUCCCAAACUGGUUCUAGACAAAUUCUACCAAUUACAUAGCCAGCCCACUUGCCAUUUUAGCAGAACUGAGUGCCCGUUCACUGUAGUUUUUUUUAGCAGAGUCCUCCUUAUUGCCUGCUACAUUCUGCUUACUGACAAUCCUCCCUUGAUUACUAUAUAGGUCUGCAGAAUGGUCCUUAUAAAACACUGAGAUUUGAGUUGUUUGGUUCAGUUACUGAUGCUUCUGGGUUUUAAUGUUGGUUUGAGGUUUUACCUUGACUGGAUAUUUUCCCCCUGCAAUCUACAGAUGGGGUUGGGUGGGUUUGGAAUUAUUUAAAGGCUAAGUUCAAUUGUAGCACUGCACUGUGUUUCCCCUGUUUGUUUUUUCCUGUUUUUCUGGGGUUAUGUAUUCUUUUGGAAUGUAACUUUUUGAGAGAUAAGGAAACAUAUUUAAAAGUAAGGAGCAAUUUAAUGUAAACUCUAUAUCUCUGCUCCAUACUGAACCAGGAACCUUUUUUUCCUGUUCUUAGUAUGGUUGGAUUGAGCACAUGUUUGUGGGCUCCUGAGAAUCUUCUAAAUGCUGUAAAGAUGGUGUUAGGAACCGGGCUUUGACUCUGACCAGGCGGGAUCCUAGCUGGUGUGUACAUUCUGUAUAGUGUCAAAACCUGUUUUUAGACUAGCACUUUGUAAGUGGCUGGCUUUACUGUAUAAAGAAAAAAAUAAAAAAGGAGUGGAUUGCACUGGCGUGGACUGCUAUUUCUGCUUGUUCUUCCUGAAAGAUUUGUCCCCCUCAAACAUGCUCACCAAGCUGUUAAACGUAGCCUUAUUACAACAACUUUAUUUCUGCAGAGGAGGCUGGUGGCCUGUAAUCUUUAUGGAAUUAAGAAAGCAAGGGUAAUCCAUGGUGCCAGUUUGGUGUAGUGGUUAAGUGCAC
Messenger RNA from Gekko japonicus, 4994 nucleotides. RefSeq names its product ubiquitin specific peptidase 4 (proto-oncogene) (gene USP4). Bases 39 to 2903 code for a protein of 954 amino acids. Gene Ontology annotation, biological process: protein deubiquitination. The record is from RefSeq and is a predicted model, not a curated record. Gene Ontology annotation, molecular function: cysteine-type deubiquitinase activity. NCBI's taxonomy places the organism in Eukaryota, Metazoa, Chordata, Lepidosauria, Squamata, Gekkonidae. The transcript has 22 exons.